AUGUCGACCUUCGAGCCAGUGGUUGUCAUUGAUGGCAAGGGACACUUGCUCGGUCGUCUCGCCAGCACGGUUGCGAAGCAGCUUCUGAACGGCCAGAAGAUCGUCGUCGUUCGAUGCGAGGCCCUCAACAUCUCGGGCGAGUUCUUCCGUGCUAAGCUCAAGUACCACGCCUACCUCCGAAAGAUCACUCGAUUCAACCCAACCCGAGGCGGUCCAUUCCAUUUCCGUGCUCCAGCCCGCAUUUUCUACAAGACCGUUCGCGGCAUGAUCCCACACAAGACCGCCCGAGGCGCCGCCGCUUUGGAGAGACUGAAGGUCUUCGAGGGUGUUCCUCCGCCAUACGACAAGAAACAGCGCAUGGUCGUCCCCCAGGCCCUGCGUGUCCUCAGAUUAAAGCCCGGACGAAAGUACUGCACAGUUGGCCGAUUGGCUCAUGAGGUUGGCUGGAAAUACCAGGAUGUGGUUGCUAGACUCGAGGAGCGGAGAAAGGUCAAGGGCGCUGCUUACUACGAGCGGAAGAAGGUUGCGAGACGACAAUUGGCCGAGGCGCAGAAGACUUCCGGCGAUGCGAAGACCAAGGAGAAGUUGGCCGCGCUUGGCUACUAA
Messenger RNA from Capronia coronata CBS 617.96, 606 nucleotides. Its product is annotated as 60S ribosomal protein L16. The record is from RefSeq and is a predicted model, not a curated record. Bases 1 to 606 code for a protein of 201 amino acids. Gene Ontology annotation, molecular function: structural constituent of ribosome; mRNA binding. NCBI's taxonomy places the organism in Eukaryota, Fungi, Ascomycota, Eurotiomycetes, Chaetothyriales, Herpotrichiellaceae. The transcript has 4 exons. Gene Ontology annotation, biological process: negative regulation of translation; translation. Gene Ontology annotation, cellular component: ribosome; cytosolic large ribosomal subunit.